AAGCGGUUCAGCAUCGCUGGUAAAACGACCAGAUAAUUCCCUCACCAAUUUACCAUUACUACAAGCUGUCACUACAUAUCGCAGUAUUCGCAUUCUUGGUUCAUUCAUUGUUGUUAGACGGCCGCGGUUUGUCAGUGCGCGUUUAUUGUUGUACACUUCAACAGAACGAAAGUUUGACACACUGAAACACAUUUCAAUCUAAAUGUUUCUAGUAUGUUGACAAUUUAAAACGUUAGAUGAAACAGUUUCCCAGUGAAUCAUGAUAAGCUAGUGCUAUGAUGUUAGUCUUCAAUAACUGUGAUUGAUUUUUGAUAAAACAUUGUGAUUAAGAUGGGCUUCACCAAGGAAGAAAAGACUGUGCCAUACCCGAAAUCAGUAUUCUUCAUUGUCAGCAAUGAAUUCUGCGAAAGGUUCAGCUACUAUGGCAUGCGAACAAUUCUCAGCUUGUACUUACGCGACAUCCUCCUCUUCUCCGAAAGCGACUCCAAAAUCAUCUACCACACCUUCGCAAUGUUCGUUUACUUCUUUCCAAUCUUCGGCGCCAUUCUCUCGGAUAGUUUCCUCGGAAAAUUCCGCACGAUUUUAUACGUUUCGAUCGUAUAUGCUUGCGGAAACGUGCUCCUGUCUUUAGCUUCAGCAGAACCAAUCGGUCUACCACAAAUACCUUUUUCCAUGAUCGGUCUGCUACUUAUCGCUCUGGGAACUGGAGGAAUCAAACCCUGCGUAUCGGCGUUUGGAGGAGACCAGUUUGUUUUGCCCCAACAAGAACUCCAAUUAGCCUCUUUCUUCUCAAUGUUCUACUUCUCCAUCAAUGCUGGAAGCUUGAUAUCGACGUUUCUAACGCCGGUUUUGAGGGAGGAUGUGCACUGCUUUGACGAGGAUAGUUGUUAUCCUCUGGCGUUUGCCAUCCCGGGAAUACUGAUGAUUGUGUCAAUAGUUGUUUUCGUGCUUGGCAAACCCUUGUAUAAAAUCAGAGAACCGGAAGGAAAUGUCGUAGUCCAAGUAUCGAAAUGCAUUGGACACGGGAUUAAGCAAAAGUUCCACUCCAGUGACAAAGUCGACCACUGGUUGGACCGGUCUGAAGCAAAAUACGGUAAAACCCUAGUCAACGAUAUCAAAGUAACGUUGAAAGUUCUGGUCCUGUUCAUCCCCUUGCCCAUUUUUUGGGCCCUGUAUGACCAACAAGGGAGCGGCUGGACCUUCCAAGCCACCAGAAUGGACGGCUAUAUCGGUUUUUACACUAUUUUACCCGACCAAAUGCAAGUGAUCAACCCUCUACUGAUCCUGCUGUUUAUCCCUUUGUUCUCCUACGUGGUGUAUCCCUCACUUGCAAAAUGCAACUUGCUCAAAACACCGCUCCAGCGGAUGGUGUGUGGGGGGUUGUUAACAGCGGCUUCGUUUGCAAUUUCCGCCGGAGUUGCCUUUGCCUUGGAGGCCACUUAUCCCGUACUGCCAACGGAAGGAAACGCCCAGAUCAGGAUCUACAACCCCCUUCAGUGCGAUGCCAAACUGACCGUGCUACCGCACAUUGACAACCAGGAAAUCAAAUCGAUGGGUUAUACUAAGUUAGACAUCAGUGGUGUUCAAGGAAGCAAGCUUUAUGAUUUCAAAAUAACAGGAUGCGACUCUAUUACUUACACAAGCGGAAGUAACUUUAACAUCACCGAAAAAGAAGCUCUGCUCUAUUACAUGCUACCAGACGAGUUCGUCAAACUUGUGGACAAUAUUGAUAAAGACGAGAAAGGGCUUCCGAAAAUUCGAACUUUGGUGAAUCCCUCAAAACCCGAUCUUAACUUGACUUACUGGGAUUCGGGGAAAGAAGGUUUAACUGUGGGUGCCCAUAACAACUCGUUGUUCACCAUCAGUCCAGGGACUUACAAGCUUGAAAAUUACAACAAAGAAUUGGGGUUUUAUCUUGGAGGGGUUUACACAGUUGUGGUUUCACUGAACGACGUAAAUCAAGUGCAGAAAGUGGAAUAUUAUGAAAUUACGCAACCGAAUAGCGUCCACAUUUUGUGGCUAAUCCCCCAGUAUGUCGUUAUCACCGCGGGAGAAAUAAUGUUCUCUAUAACCGGAUUGGAGUUUUCGUAUUCCCAAGCCCCAAUUUCCAUGAAAUCGGUUCUCCAAGCUGCCUUCCUUCUAACCACAGCCGUUGGUAAUCUCAUAAUCGUCAUUAUUGAAUCAGCUAAAAUAUUUGAGAAACAGUCUGCUGAUUUUCUACUAUACACUGGCUUGAUGGUUGUCGAUAUGAUCAUUUUUGCUUUUAUGGCAAUGAGGUACAAGUACAUAAAGAAAACGGAAAACAGUGAUAACGAGGAACUGGAUCAAAGUUUGCAGAAGAAGGAAAGUAAUGCUAUCGAAAAUCCAGCCUUCAAACAUGGUGAUGGUGAUGCGUAAUGGUAGUGAAGAUUGCUCCUGUGGAGUAGAAUAUGUACUUCAUGAUUAAUUUAUUGAUAUGCAGAACUAUUUGAGAGCAAUUUGUGUAAAUAUGUAUAUUUUUACUAGAUACUAAAAAUAAAUAAAUGAUUUAAAUAUA
Molecule: messenger RNA, 2536 nt
Organism: Tribolium castaneum (red flour beetle)
Lineage: Eukaryota; Metazoa; Arthropoda; Insecta; Coleoptera; Tenebrionidae
Product: peptide transporter family 1
Exons: 7
Coding region: 331-2397 (688 amino acids)
Biological process (GO): dipeptide import across plasma membrane
Cellular component (GO): plasma membrane
Molecular function (GO): dipeptide transmembrane transporter activity
Source: RefSeq, a predicted model, not a curated record